AGUGCUGAAGUAAUUAUAGAUUUGUUCUGCAAGCCCUUUCAUCGGAGCCAAGAACAGAGCGCACAUCUACGCGGCAGAAUUCACAGCCUCCCAUGUUCAGUUAGCCUACAUACGAAGGAUUCCCAGCUCGGCAGUGCGGCUCGGUUGAUAUGGACCAUGCAGUGGAGACUCGUUGGUGCAAACGAAAUGUAAAUACGUGUUUCGAGAUCGCGUUUCAGCAAGUACCAACAUUGGAUCCGAUCAGAGAACUGAUGCCAAAGCCGAAGCGAUCAAGCGCCCAAGUAAUGUUUGACGCCAGGUGCACAUUGACUAAACAAGUGAAUUCGUGGAGUUUGCCGACUGAACAGGUUACAACUCUCUCUCAUGAUUGUCACGCCGUUUUACCCCCGACCCGCUCUCCUCGGUGCUCCGGGCCGUUCAUCUUGGUCCUCUGUGUUGAUAUCCUGUCGGAUUUUAUCAAACUACCUCGGGAAGAGAAGUGCAGCUCAUGUGCCAACAAGUCGUGUCGGAUGCUGGUCAAUUCAAGGGCGAUAGUGCAAUUCGACAUACGAAUUGCGUCUGACUUACAGAAGUGCGCCCACAACUUGGGGCUUGCAUCAAAUAUGCGCCCCAUCCCCUCUCAUCCUGAGGCUAGGAACAGUCUAUAUGACCACCUCCCCGCUAGUUCCUGGUGGGGAUACGCGCACUUCAGCUCAUGAUGAGUGCUGCGCUUCAGGCCCCAAUUCCUUUUUUCACGGUACCCAUCCCGAUGGGUAAAAUUCCGUAUUGCCUCCCUAACAAU
Cantharellus anzutake is the source of this 781-nucleotide messenger RNA. RefSeq lists its product as uncharacterized. The transcript has a single exon. Lineage: Eukaryota; Fungi; Basidiomycota; Agaricomycetes; Cantharellales; Hydnaceae. The record is from RefSeq and is a predicted model, not a curated record. Bases 150 to 698 code for a protein of 182 amino acids.